Kuraishia capsulata CBS 1993 is the source of this 1821-nucleotide messenger RNA. RefSeq lists its product as uncharacterized. The record is from RefSeq and is a predicted model, not a curated record. The transcript has a single exon. Bases 1 to 1821 code for a protein of 606 amino acids. Gene Ontology annotation, biological process: peroxisome organization. Gene Ontology annotation, cellular component: peroxisomal membrane. NCBI's taxonomy places the organism in Eukaryota, Fungi, Ascomycota, Pichiomycetes, Pichiales, Pichiaceae.
AUGGACUCCGUCGUGAAUAACCUGUUUUCGUCAUGGGAUUCCAUGGUCUCUUCUCCAGGUGAGUCAAAAAGUAAGCCAGAAGGCCAUCAACAUAACCACCAUCAGCAUCCACAUGGUUGGCACAGGCGUGCAGGAUCCAAUGGUGCAUACCCUACAUCUUCGAAUAGUCCGACUAGCUCGAAAGCUGGUGAUACAAAACACAAGGCGUCCUCUUCGUUGUUGCCGGACUUCUUCGGCUCUAUGUACAAGGCCGAGGGCGCCGAGGCGGUGCCGAAUUCGUCGGUUUCGUCACAAUUGACUGAUAAGGUGGUUGAAAGAUUACUUUCCAUGGCAUUGCCACCUUCUUCAGGUUCAGUGGAUAUUUAUGAAGGUAUAAUGGAAAGAAUCGAAAUGCAGAAGGCAAGACCACCGUUUUCGGUGCCUCUGAUGAGCAAGAACUUUAUCCAGCUGAAUUCGAGACUUUCUGUGCCGUUUGAGCUAAUUGACGAAGUGAUUAAGGUAUUUUCAUGGUCUCAUCCAACGUACACCCUUUCCGUUUUGCUGAUAGUGUCACACCUCAUCCUCAGACCAAUUCUGCUUUUGAGCGUACCCGCAUUCUACAUCGCAUUCAACAUCAUGGUGCCUGCUUAUCUCAAGAGACAUCCUCCUGAGAAGAAUAAUGAUCUCAAAAAUAACCCGGUUCCAGCAUAUGGCCCCUCUCUGAUCGACAUAGAGACCCCCAAGCCUGUUCCAGAGCUUUCGAGAGAGUUUUACUUGAACAUCACCGAUUUGCAGAACCACAUGGUGCUCUAUGUGGUUGCAUACGACAUGCUAAAUUACCUCGUGGUAAACUACUGUUACUUCAAAGAUGAACCUAUUUCGUCGUUUCUGUUUCUGGUGUUGACUGGAGUGGGUAUCUUUACGAUGACGUUCGUAACCACUUUGGCGCCUUUUAUGACUGCAAUCAAGCUCGUUUCUCUGUGUCUGAUUUGGAGCACUUUUGUGGCUCUGCACACCUCAAAUCGCAACAGGCUACUGGCUUAUCUGUACAGUGAAGAGACCAGAAUCAAACUACUGACUAUAACCAAUAGUCUGGAGCAGAAGAUCUCUAAGGAGUUCAAGUACAAGGAGGAAAAGGAGGUAAGGGAAAUUGAGAUAUUCGAGUUGCAGACUUUGGAUCCGGAAAGCAAAAACUGGCAGCUGGUUUGUUAUUCGAAUGAACUGUACGCUCCAAAUUCUCCUACCCGAUUGAAUCGACUACCUCUUGAUGGUACACUUUCACUUAGGAACAUUAAACCGCCUCUGGAUUGGCGGUUCUUGCCUACAAGGGAUAUAGCUCAUUCAUCCUCAACAGAAAGGGUGACCGCAGGACUGAAGGAGAACGCCGUUGCCGUAGUUUCUCCCACAGCAUCAUCGUUUUCGGAAGCCUCCGUAACCAGCGACCCAAAAACCACGACUCAAUCACAACAGCAAACUGCACCGGUGUCCCUACAAACAAACGGAUGGACACUUGAUCUUACGCCGAAAGAAUGGGUAAGUGCAAACAACCUACUGGAACUAUUGGACAUUGAUGACGACGAGAAAUGGUGCUAUGACGUGGUGAUCCCAUACGCCCAGGGAUCCUCGGUUGGAAUCGGAAAGAAGCCAAACCCAGCUUUUCCCAGACGCCGCGGUGAUUUCAGGAGAAGAAGAUGGAUUCGCACUUGUGUGAGAUCCUUCUUUGUGGAGAAACACCCUGCUGAGCACGAUGAAUCGAAGAAGCAGGACUCCCCAGCUUUGCACGGUCUGGUGGGAUCGGACCCUGAAUCAGACGCUGAAAUCGACGACAUUGACAACUGCUAA